Messenger RNA from Mangifera indica (mango), 1275 nucleotides. RefSeq names its product omega-amidase, chloroplastic-like. Gene Ontology annotation, cellular component: mitochondrion. Gene Ontology annotation, biological process: L-glutamine metabolic process; oxaloacetate metabolic process. NCBI's taxonomy places the organism in Eukaryota, Viridiplantae, Streptophyta, Magnoliopsida, Sapindales, Anacardiaceae. Gene Ontology annotation, molecular function: omega-amidase activity. The transcript has 10 exons. The coding region runs from base 119 to 1030 and encodes 303 amino acids. The record is from RefSeq and is a predicted model, not a curated record.
CGAGAUCUCUACGUUAUCCUCUAUUAUUUUUUUAAGAUGCCACUAAUCAGUGGCUUUGAUUAUUUAUAAACAGUGUACUUCCAACUUCGCCUAGUUUCUGUGUGGGUGUGACUGUGAGAUGGCAAACCACACAGGAAGCUUCAGCUUUACUGCUCUUCAGCCUUUCCAAUUGCCCACGAUUUCAAAGUUCAAGAUUGGCCUCUGCCAGUUAUCAGUUACUGCAGACAAAAAUAAAAACCUAAUUCAUGCUCACAAUUCAAUAAAAACUGCCGCAGAGAAUGGAGCAAGGCUUGUUGUGUUACCUGAAAUGUGGAAUUGCCCUUAUUCAAAUGAUUACUUUGGAAAAUAUGCUGAAAAUUUUGAGAACAAGGGUUCUUCACCAUCAUUUUCAAUGUUAUCAGAAGCUGCUUCAAGUCUUGGGAUCACCAUUGUAGGUGGCUCCAUGCCUGAAUGGGAAAAUGGCAAGUUAUAUAAUACUUGCUGUGUUUUUGGAGCAGAUGGAAAGCUCAAGGCCAAGCAUAGGAAAGUACAUUUGUUUGAUAUUAACAUCCCGGGGGAUGUUUCGUUUAGAGAAUCUGAUAUAUUUACUGCAGGAGAUAAAAUUACAAUUGUAGACACAGAAAUGGGCUCUAUUGGACUAGGAAUUUGUCAUGAUAUACGCUUCCCAGAACUUGCGAUGCUGUACAGAGAGAAAGGUGCCCAUUUAAUAUGUUAUCCAGGAGCAUUCAACAUGAGCACUGGUGAACUGUUGUGGGAGCUGGUACAAAGAGCAAGGGCAGCCGAUAACCAGUUAUUCGUAGCUACUUGCUCUCCCUCGCGAGAAUCCAGUGGUUCCUAUAUGAUAUGGGGCCAUUCCACUCUUGUUGGACCGAAUGGUGAAAUAAUUGCAACGUCCGGUCAUGAAGCGACAACAGUAGUUGCUGAGGUUGAUUAUUCGGCAAUUCAACACCAGAGAGGGUGCAUACCGGUUCUGAAUCAAGGGCGGGGAGAUAUAUAUAAGCUCAUCGACUUACACCAACAGAAGCCUUGAAGCAUUAGUGCAUGACAACGGCCACUUUAAAACUCAAUAAUUUUAGUAUGUCUGGCAAAUGGCAAUUUAGAGAAAUUGUUAGAUGAAUUUUUGCACGGGGAAUAAGUUUCCCAAGUCGUGCUUUCUAGCCCCAUAGGUUGCAUGGGGCGAUUCGGUGGUGGCCACAAUCUAUUUAGAAAUAUACCGAAGUGUUUAAUUUUAAAAUAUUAUUGAAAAAUAUUUAAUCUCUUCUUUUAUACUUAAAA